UAAAAAAAUAAAUAAAAUUAUCAAAAUUCGUAUUUUUUCAUUCUCUAUAAACAGAGAUACCACUCUUGAUAUGUUUUGGAACACAAUUAUAAUAUUUAAUAAAUAAAUAAAAAUUAAAUAAAUACUAUGUUGGGUUGAAUUGGGGAUAAAAAUAUAUAAGUUAUUAAAAGUUGGAUUAUGUAAGUGGAGGAAAGAGAAAUAAUUUUUUAUUAUUGAGUUCGGUUGGAUCGUCGAUGAAUAUAGCGUAUCACGGUGGCAAUCAAACCAAUCCAACUAAAAAUAAUUGCUUCUCACUUCUAUAUAUUAUACUGGCCUGUCUCACUGUGCCCCAUUACAAAAGUCCAAUCCAUUCGAAACCCACUCUCAUACUCAUCCCAAAGAAAAAAGAAAAAUAAACAAGGAAACAAUCAGAAAAUGGCGAAAAAUCCAGAAACAGAGCAUUCCGUGCAGGUAUUCGGAUGGGCUGCCAGAGACACUUCCGGUGUUCUUUCUCCUUUCAAGUUCUCGAGGAGGGCCACUGGCGACUAUGAUGUGCAGUUCAAGGUUUUGUAUUGUGGAAUCUGCCAUUCAGACAUUCACAUGCUCAAGAACGAGUGGGGCUUUUCUCAGUACCCUCUUGUACCUGGGCACGAAAUCGUUGGUGAGGUAACUGAGGUUGGCAGCAAGGUCCAAAAAGUCAAAGUUGGGGACAAAGUUGGCGUGGGCUGCUUAGUCAGAUCCUGCAGAGAAUGUGACCAGUGUUCGUCAGAUCUCGAAAAUUACUGCCCGAAACAAGUUCUCACUUACGGCACUCCCGACAUAGAUGGCUCCAUCACACAUGGAGGCUACUCAACCAUCAUGGUUGCAACCGAACAUUUUAUCUUCCGCUGGCCUGAUAACCUUCCCCUCGACAAAGGGGCCCCUCUUCUGUGUGCUGGCAUUACAACCUACAGCCCGCUCAAAUACUUCGGGCUCGACAAGCCCGGUUUGGCGAUUGGGGUAGCUGGGCUCGGCGGGCUUGGUCACGUGGCCGUGAAAUUCGCCAAGGCUUUUGGGGCCAAGGUGACUGUUAUAAGCACAUCUGAGAGCAAGAGGAAGGAGGCUGUUGAACAACUUGAUACAAUAUCCGCAGAUCACGGGCUUGUGCCGUUUCUAAAUCUGUUGAAGCCUCACGGGAAGCUCGUUUUGGUUGGUGCUCCUGAAAAGCCAUUCGAGCUCCCGGCCUUCCCCAUAAUUGCGGGGAGGAAGACUGUGGUGGGGAGUGCUAAUGGGCCGGUCAAACAGACGCAGGAGAUGCUCGAAUUUGCUGCCGCUCACGGCAUAACUGCAGAUAUUGAGCUUAUCUCGGCUGAUUACGUGAACAAGGCUAUUGAGAGGCUCCAGAAGGCUGAUGUGAAGUACCGUUUUGUGAUUGAUGUUGGGAAGACCAUGAAACCUGAUGUCGUGUGUUCGUCUUUGAACGAUUUCUUGGUGUUUUGCAGAGCUGUAAAUUGUGAGAAACUUGGUGGGUUGGACAGGCCAUUGGUCACAUAUUUCAGGGAGAGUAGUUUGUCUAGCGAGGUUCUCAAAAGUGGAUUCCCC
This is a messenger RNA of Striga asiatica, 1560 nucleotides long. The record is from the annotation of a GenBank genome assembly. NCBI's taxonomy places the organism in Eukaryota, Viridiplantae, Streptophyta, Magnoliopsida, Lamiales, Orobanchaceae.